UUUAAAGCGGAGGCAUAAACCAUGUAGGGUGAAUCGCCAACUUCCUUUUUUACUGUGGCCGCCAUACCGUGAGGAGCGUGGUUCCCGGCGAGCCGAAAAUAACUACCGAAAAUGGCUUGUGCCCGACCCCUCAUCUCGGUGUAUUCCGAGAAAGGAGAAUCCUCAGGCAAAAAUGUUGUCAUGCCUGCAGUGUUCAAGGCCCCUAUUCGCCCUGAUGUGGUGAAUUUUGUGCACACCAACAUGCGCAAGAACAACCGCCAGCCUUAUGCAGUCAGCGAACUGGCAGGCCACCAGACCAGUGCAGAGUCCUGGGGUACAGGAAGAGCUGUGGCCCGUAUCCCUCGUGUGAGAGGUGGUGGUACUCACCGUUCUGGCCAGGGUGCUUUUGGAAACGUAUCCUCUUGAUGAUUACAAGAGUUUUUCCCACUUUGUAAUAUGUAUACUGAGGCAAACUUAAUUCUGUGGGCUUGCUGUGAUGGUGUAAUUUGCUUUUCUCUGUCAUUGUUAAGAAUCAGUCAAAGACAAUCUUCCCUUUUAGGACACCGCAUUGAGGAAAUCCCUGAGGUCCCACUGGUGGUUGAAGACAAAGUUGAGGGCUACAAGAAGACCAAGGAGGCAGUGCUGCUGCUGAAGAAGCUCAAAGCCUGGAAUGACAUUAAGAAGGUCUAUGCCUCUCAGCGUAUGCGUGCCGGUAAGGGUAAGAUGAGGAAUCGCAGACGUAUCCAGCGCAGAGGGCCGUGCAUUAUCUAUAACCAAGAUGCUGGCUUAACCAAAGCCUUCAGAAAUAUCCCCGGCAUCACUCUGCUGAACGUGAACAAACUGAACCUUUUGAGGCUCGCUCCCGGUGGUCACGUUGGACGGUUCUGCAUCUGGACCGAGAGUGCUUUCCGCAAGCUGGAUGACCUGUACGGCACAUGGCGCAAGGCUGCCUCCCUGAAGGUUGACUACAACCUGCCAAUGCACAAGAUGACCAAUACAGACCUGACCAGGAUUCUGAAGAGUGAGGAGAUCCAGAAAGCACUUCGUGCACCCAACAAGAAGCUCAACCGCAGAAUUCUGAAGAAGAAUCCUCUGAAGAAUUUGAACAUAAUGCUCAAACUGAAUCCUUACGCCAAGACAGCAAGACGUCAUGCCAUCCUCAAGCAUGACCCUGCGAUUAAGGCCAAGAUGCUGAAACCCAAGAAGAGGCCCGGAAAGAAGGGUGCACCUGCUAAGCCCAAGGCAUAAACCAAUACAUACAGACUGGAGUUCAGUGAUGAAUAAAUCAGUUGUUUCAAA
This is a messenger RNA of Neolamprologus brichardi, 1278 nucleotides long. NCBI's taxonomy places the organism in Eukaryota, Metazoa, Chordata, Actinopteri, Cichliformes, Cichlidae. The record is from RefSeq and is a predicted model, not a curated record.